AUGACUGCCGCGGGAGUCUCCCCGUCUAGCUCCCCGCGUCUUCCCAGUCCGCCCCCGUUCACGGAGGUCCAGAUCGGUCCUCAGUCGCCUUCGAUUGGCGAGACAUUUGGGAAGGAUGCGGAGCAGCUUCUCGGAGGUGCGGCCCACGAUGAUGAUGGCCCUACGCGCCGUAUCCGCCCGGGUACCAAGGCCGCCGACAUGGCGUUCGGUCCGCCGCUGAUUCCUCUUUCGCAGCUUGAUUCUCCUUUCCAGCUCCAGGAACACCUCAAGGCGCUCUACCAUCAUUUCACCAAGCCUGAAGGAUCAGACACGGUGGUCCCAAUUACCCGCCAAGUCGCAAGUCAGCUCGCAACCCCUCCCGAUGGAGUUGACCGAUCACUCUGGCUCUACGAACUAUGCCGCUUCUUGACCAUGAAAGUGAAUAAUCUCAUCAUCGCCUUUUUCGCCGAGAACCCGCCCUGCUCAGCGCAGACCUGCCCGGAGAUGCGAGCCUCGGAAUGGCAAUACCUUUGCGCUGUCCACGACCCACCUAAAUCAUGCUGUGCUAUCGACUACUGUUGCCAUACCCUCGACUGGGCUACCAAUACCCUUACCUCCCCCAAGUACUUUCCCAGCCGCCUGACGUUAGGCACCGAGGGCUCCGCUGGGCCGCAGGCCAGCAUGCGACACUUGACAAAUAUCUUCCGCCGGCUUUACCGCAUCUUUGCGCACGCUUGGUUCCAACAUCGUGAUGUUUUCUGGACUGUGGAGGGACAUGAUGGGCUUUAUGUCUUCUUCAAGACUGUCUGUGAUGUCUUCGCCCUUAUUCCGGAGGACAACUACACUAUUCCCCAGGAGGCGGAAGGGCCGGAUGCCAUUCAGCCCCAGGUGGAUGAAGCUAUUGACAAUAAGCGGUUGACAAUUCUACGCAAGGAGAAUGAAGGUCCCUUUGGAUCUAGUGUGGAGGGCAUGGAUCCCGCAAUCAGCACCGGUGCUACUACCCGCCGCCACAAGCACAGCCCAUCUACAGGAUCACGAGUGAGCACGAUCACGGAAAGUGCCGAGGACAAUGAUGACUCCCCUCGAAUUUCUGCACCUCUACGAGAAGUCUUGCAGGAGGAAGAUCAGCCUGAACCAGCUGGGAGCACAUUGGCAGAGGAGACAAAGGAGAUCCCUGUCGAAAUUGCAGUGCCAACCGCUGCAGAAGAAACUUCUGAAGAUGCUACCCCGGCUGCAGAGCCGGCUGAGGCAUCUGAGCUUGGACAGCCCGCAGAGGAAGCUCUGACUACGGAUGAAACGCCAGAGGAAGCGGAAGCUGACGCCCAAGACAGCCAAGGCGAAACCAAACCUCAGGAAACUGAGGAUAACGCUCCUACGGAUGAUGUGACCACUACUUCUGUUGCUGAUGACAGUAAAGAAGCUGAGCAGGGGUCCACACCUGAGCCUGAAGCUGCAACUGAGGCUGCAACUGAGCAGAAAGCAGAGUCAUAA
This is a messenger RNA of Penicillium cataractarum, 1470 nucleotides long. RefSeq names its product Mob1 family protein. The transcript has 2 exons. Lineage: Eukaryota; Fungi; Ascomycota; Eurotiomycetes; Eurotiales; Aspergillaceae. The record is from RefSeq and is a predicted model, not a curated record. The coding region runs from base 1 to 1470 and encodes 489 amino acids. Gene Ontology annotation, cellular component: cytoplasm.